CCGGAGCCAUGUUGAGGCGCUGCGCCGCGCACUUCCGCGCGCUGGGGGCCCUGCGCUGCCCUCGGGGAGGCGGGCGCCCGUCACCCGGCCAGCUGAGGCCAUUUUCUUUUGAGAAGAUAGUUUAUAAGGACUGUUCUAUCCCUAACCCCAGCUGGAACAAAGACAUAAGGCUCCUCUUUGACCAGUUCAUGCAGAAAUGUGAAGACGGCUCCUGGACACGCUUGCCUUCGUAUAGACGUGGAUCUACUGAAAGUAUUCAAGAUUUCAAAACCUUGUUACGUGAUGGACAGAUCACAAAAGAAGGUCACAUAACACAGACCAAUCUCUUCACCAGAAGCUUUGAGGAUGGCCUGGGCUUUGAAUACGUGAUGUUUUAUAAUGAUGUGGAGAAAAGAAUGGUUUGCUUGUUUCAAGGAGGCCCUUACCUGGAAGGAGCACCUGGAUUCCUCCACGGAGGUGCCAUUGCAACCAUGAUUGAUGCUACUCUUGGUAUGACUGCUAUUAUGGCUGGAGGGAUUGUCAUGACUGCCAAUCUCAACAUCAAUUUUAAAAGACCAAUCCCUCUUUGUUCUGUUGUUGUAAUAAACAGCCAACUUGAUAAAGUCGAAGAAAGGAAAUUUUUUGUUUCCUGUAGUGUUCAAAGUGUUGAUGAGAAGACCCUGUACUCAGAAGCAACAAGCUUAUUUAUAAAGCUGGAUCCUGAUAAAAGUCUGACAUAAGAGCUGCUGGUGAAUUCCACGCCAUUCUGCAUAAGGUGCUCCCUCCAGAGGAAGCAGUUGUCGGCCCUUCUGCUCUGCUCACCCACUGCUGAAUCCCCAGAGGGAAAGUCCUGUAACACUGACCUCCCUGAACAGUCUCCUGAAUAAAUACUCCAGGAGUUCAGUU
Molecule: messenger RNA, 885 nt
Organism: Otolemur garnettii (small-eared galago)
Lineage: Eukaryota; Metazoa; Chordata; Mammalia; Primates; Galagidae
Gene: THEM4
Product: thioesterase superfamily member 4
Exons: 6
Coding region: 9-719 (236 amino acids)
Source: RefSeq, a predicted model, not a curated record